Messenger RNA from Xyrauchen texanus (razorback sucker), 1662 nucleotides. RefSeq names its product dehydrogenase/reductase SDR family member 11-like. The transcript has 7 exons. NCBI's taxonomy places the organism in Eukaryota, Metazoa, Chordata, Actinopteri, Cypriniformes, Catostomidae. The record is from RefSeq and is a predicted model, not a curated record. The coding region runs from base 87 to 854 and encodes 255 amino acids.
CAGAGAAGAGCUCGCAGUGCUGAUAUAUUAUUGCAAAGUGAAAAGUUAAGCCCCGUUACAAGACGGUCAGCUGUCUAACUUACAUUAUGGAUCGUUGGAAAGGCAGAGUUGCUCUUGUCACUGGUGCUUCAGUGGGAAUCGGGGCUGCAAUCGCAAAGUCUCUUGUCCAGCAUGGUAUGAAAGUGGUCGGCUGUGCCAGAAACCUGCAACAAAUAGAGAAAUUAGCGACUGAAUGCAUCAGUGGUGGAUUCAGUGGAACUCUGAUUCCAUACAAAUGUGAUCUGUCUGAAGAGGAGCAAAUCUUAGCCAUGGUCACCUGGAUCAAAGCACAACAUCAGGGCAUUGACGUGUGCAUCAAUAACGCUGGCUUGGCUCUACCAGAGCCCAUAUUAAGUGGUAAAACCAGUGGCUGGAGGACUAUGAUGGAUGUGAAUGUCAUUGGACUGUCAGUGUGCACCCGUGAGGCUUACCAGUCCAUGAAAGAGAGAAAUGUAGAUGAUGGCCAUAUCAUUAAUAUAAACAGCUUGUGUGGACACAGAGUUUGGAACGUCGCUGAUAUACACUUCUACACGGCAACCAAAUAUGCUGUAACCGCCCUCACAGAGGGCUUACGUCAAGAGUUACUGGAGUCCAAGACACACAUACGUGCCACAAGUAUAUCCCCUGGCAUUGUGGAGACAGAGUUUACCUACCGACUCUUUAGUCACGUACCAGGAAAGGCUGCUGCUACCUUUAAAAGUAUAAAGUGCCUGGAAGCAGAUGACAUUGCUAUUGCAGUGAUGUAUGUCCUAAGUGCUCCCCCUCAUGUCCAGAUUGGAGAACUUCAGAUGCUACCUGUGGAACAGAUGUUAUAGAUGCAUGAACAGAUUGACAGGGCAAACUGUCCCUAACAUCAUGACCAUCAUCUUAAAUGUAAAAAAAUAUUUGAAAAUGCAUGAGAAUAUUUGAAAAUGUUUAUGGAGAUGAGACAUGUAGUAAUCCAUCCAUCCAUCCAUCCAUCGUCAACCGCUUAUCCUGUGUACAGGGUCGCGGGGGGCUGGAGCCUAUCCCAGCUAACAUUGGGCGAAAGGCGGGGGACACCCUGGACAGGUCGCCAGUCUAUCGCAGGGCACAUGUAGUGAUAUCAUUUGAAAUAAUAACAUUUAUAAAUCUUGUGUAAUGCAUUUACAAUUGUAUAAUUAUUAUACCGGUUAAUGUUGAAAUGUUAGUAGGAAGGACUGAAAUUAGAAUUUGAACAGUUGACAUAAAUGCUUUUGCUAACUUAAUGCCUUUUUUAAAUCAAAACUUCAGAAUGCACAAACAGUUUUAAGUAAAUCUGAGGUUUCUUGUUUAAAUCCUUUUUGACUUCACGUGCCUCAUAACUGUUACAUUUAGCUUUAUCUCUUUUAUUGUACAUAGACAUAGUUUAAUUUUGAAAAAGGAUCGACAGUGCAGUUAUAUCCAUGACAAUGAAUGUAAUUUUUAUAAGUCAUUAUAGCCCUGAUAAUGACCCAGUUUGUGCGUUUAAAAUAACUCUAAAUUUAAAACUCUACAUGUUCUUUCUUCUUAAAGUGUAUGUGAUGAAAUUAUCAAAAAUCUUCUUACCUGUUCUAGUUUUCUUUGAAAUCAAGAGUGAAAACUGUUGAAUAAAGUAAUGAAAGUACCGCUAGCAUUGAAAGCUGU